Messenger RNA from Perca flavescens (yellow perch), 1511 nucleotides. RefSeq lists its product as uncharacterized. The record is from RefSeq and is a predicted model, not a curated record. The transcript is spliced from 2 exons. Bases 71 to 502 code for a protein of 143 amino acids. NCBI's taxonomy places the organism in Eukaryota, Metazoa, Chordata, Actinopteri, Perciformes, Percidae.
AACAUACCUGACCUCCUGAGGAAAGUGGUACUUUUUAUUACAUCCCUGAGAGCUGCGACAAGUGGACAACAUGAAGCCCAAAUCUCUUCCAUCAAGGUUGUUUGACAGAAAUUCAGUAUCAGGUGAGACAAAAUAUCAACGGCAUGUGGACUGCGUGGAUCACCAAGAGAGUCUGUAUCACUCUGGCCACAAUGACAGCCAGCCAGUGUGCCACAACAGCAGGCAAAAUGAGAAGAGCCACAGAGAAGUUCAAUUUGCAUUUCUGCCAGAGAGGUAUGAGCCACUGGUGGAUGAGGAGGCGCAAGUCAAGGCAAAAGUAGAGAAGAAGAAGAGGAAGAAAGAAAAGUACAAAAAAGUAAAGAAGAAUGUUGGCAAGGCACUGCGCUCUACCUGGAAGUGUCUAAUGCUUGGGCUGUACAAUUUUGCCCUUGGCUAUUCUACUCCGAUCACAAUGGCUGCUACUUUUGUCCCCGACUUUCACCCAGGAAGAAAUACGACCUGAGCCGAGCCGCAUGCACCUCCUCCGGUUUCUUUGCAAACUGUACUGUAUAUACCAGUUCAUAUGUUUAUAAUGUUUGUGUAUUUAAAAUUUCAUUUUUAUAUUGGUUUCUAUAAAUUGUAAUCAAAAUAUUCUUAUGCUUCUAUAAAAUAGGCCUUUUUCACAGCAGACAUUUUGACUUGUCAAAGUAGGAAAAACAGGUAUUACUAUGAUGUUCUAAUCAACUGUCUCAGUCAUCAUUUAUUUCAUUAUUUACGGUGAGAUGUUGUUGAUCUUAUUAACCUAAUGUCCUACUGUUGGUCAUAAUAUACCAUAUGGCACACUUUUUAACCAGAUUUGCAGAAAUAUACACAGUUAAGAUCGUAAAAUUAGAUACACAUACACGACAUAUUGCUCGUGCAACAUGUGCCUUUUUUCACUUGGAGAAUGUGUUUUUAUCAAGAAUCUAGCUGGUGUUUGCAUGUGUGCAGAGGGAUAAUGUGGGAAUGUGCACCUGCAGCAGGAAUGAUUUACUGUAGCUGCAGAUAACAUAGGGCAUAGACAUAAGGCAUAUAGACAUCAUGAUUUGAAAAGAUGAGUAAAUCAAGGCUGAAAGGAUGUAGGCACAAUGAGUAAGAAACCAGGCCACCCCUCCCCCUCUCAGAGUGGAGCAACUGGACCACUAAUCUCAAGAGUAUAUUUCAAUUCUCAAACUGUCUAAGCAAUAAACGGACAACUGACUACUGAUGACUGGAGGUGAUGGGGAUUAGAAGGCUUUGCUUACAUUUGCUGUGGAGUACAAGUUUAUGAUGAUUUUCAGAUUGGAAUAUAAUGGUGUGACUUUUAAAGCUAGUCCCAAACACUUUAGCAUUUCUACACGUGUGAGUUAGUUCAGUUUUAAAGGUUAUUCAAGUCAUGAUAUUUGUAAGUUGGUGCAUGAUCAAAUGUUAAUAAACUGUUUGACAAAAUGUAAUCAUGUAUUAAUGGUGGACAAAGGAGUGUGCUAAAGCAAUAAAGUCUCAAAAUAAUGCCU